Molecule: messenger RNA, 2879 nt
Organism: Acipenser ruthenus (sterlet)
Lineage: Eukaryota; Metazoa; Chordata; Actinopteri; Acipenseriformes; Acipenseridae
Gene: tymp
Product: thymidine phosphorylase
Exons: 12
Coding region: 458-1819 (453 amino acids)
Biological process (GO): pyrimidine nucleobase metabolic process; pyrimidine nucleoside metabolic process
Cellular component (GO): cytosol
Molecular function (GO): pyrimidine-nucleoside phosphorylase activity; 1,4-alpha-oligoglucan phosphorylase activity
Source: RefSeq, a predicted model, not a curated record
GGCAGCAAGAUGAGCUCUUAAUUUAAACAAAAAAAUUGUUAAUCUAGAUGUAAAUUUAAUUGUGAGAAUUAAGAAUAUAAAUCAGUAAGAACAAAUAAAAAAAAAACUGAAAACCUUUACUACAGAUAUUAGACCUCCAGGAAAGAAGGAAACAAAAAGAAAGAAACAGAAAGAAAGAAUGAAAGAAAAAGAAGCACUGAAGAGGUAAAGAAAAGGCAAAGAAGCUGCAUAAGAACAAGCUAAUGAAGGAGUCCCCAGAGACACUGAUAGCAGACUGCAGCCUGGCUGGGGGCAAGAGGACCAAAACCAACCUGCUGUUCUAUACAGAGCACCCCACACAGCCCUCUACACAGCACAUAGUACCCGGGACUGAGGCAGAUAGUUCUCUGAGGUUGAUCUCCCUGCCGCUGUGACUUUAUAGGUUUCCACACUUAGACUCUAUUUCCAGAGCUUGUGAAUGUCUGGUGAAGAGGUGCAGAUAAGCUUCCCUGAGCUUAUCCGCAAAAAGAGGGAUGGAGAGCAACUGAGUGAGGAAGAGGUCCAUUUCUUUGUCCGUGCUGUCAAAGAGAGGACCAUUCAGGACUGCCAGAUUGGAGCCAUGCUGAUGGCCAUAUGGCAGCGAGGGAUGGUGCCCAAAGAGACCCUGGCGCUGACCAGGGAGAUGAUGUGGUCUGGAGAGCUCCUGCAUUGGCCAGAGGAGUGGCGUGGAGUGGUGGUGGACAAGCACUCAACAGGAGGGGUUGGUGACAAGGUCAGCCUCCCUCUGGCACCAGCACUGGCAGCCUGUGGAUGUAAGAUACCCAUGAUCAGUGGCCGAGGACUAGCUCACACCGGAGGGACACUGGACAAGCUGGAGUCUGUGCCAGGGUUUAACAUUCAUCAGGCACCUGAACAGAUAAAAAGGAUUUUAGAUGAUAUUGGUUGCUGUAUAAUUGGGCAGUCUGAGACCCUGGUACCAGCUGACAAGGUCCUGUAUGCCAUUAGAGAUGCCACCUCAACUGUUGACAGUAUUCCGUUAAUCACAGGUUCAGUCAUUUCAAAGAAAGGAGCCGAGUCGCUUUCCGCUCUGGUUCUGGAUGUAAAGUAUGGAAAGUCUGCACUCUACAAGGACAUUAAUAGUGCCAGGAAAUUGGCAGAGUCACUGGUGACUGUUGGGAACAAGAUUGGCAUUUGUACUGGUGCUGUGCUCAGCAGGAUGGAUAAUCCGAUUGGACAGUGCAUUGGGAACUCCGUGGAGGUGAUGGAGGCCAUUGAGUGCCUAAAGGGCCGGGGACCGUCUGACCUGAAGGAGCUUGUCAUGGUUCUAGGUGGGUACUUGCUCUGGAUGUGUGGUAAGUCAGAUACCCUGGACUCAGGGAAGGAGCGUAUUGGGAAGACCCUGGACAAUGGAGAAGCACUAGUGAAAUUUCAAGCCAUGUUGGAGGCACAGGGGGUACAGCCCGACACAGCUCACUUGCUUUGCUCUGGUGACCAGGAUUACUUCAGGGUCCUCAGACGUGCCCAGCAUCAAGUAGAGCUUGAGGCUGAGAGUGAAGGCACUGUGCUGGCAAUUAAUGGCAUGCCCUUAGCUGAAGUUUUAAAUGUGCUGGGAGCAGGUCGAACACAAGCUGGAGCUCAAAUCAACCACAGCAUUGGAGCUGAACUGUUAGUUUCAGUGGGGCGACAUGUGAAUAAAGGUGACCCUUGGAUCAGAAUUCACUACGAGACUCCGGCCCUGACACAGAAUCAGAAAGUCUUCCUGCAGGGGGCUCUUGUCAUUGGGAGCAGCAGUGAAGUUGAUGACAGCCCGCUGGUGUCAGAGUUCAUUCUACCCAAGUGAAGCACUGCAGCAUUCUAAGAGGCUAAUACAGAACAACACACAAUGUGCUCUAUCAAUUAUUUUAAUCAUAUAAUAUAGCUAAUACAGACACCGUUAUGCCAUACAUUCGGAUGUACCAGAAACAACGUAUGUCCCCCAAUAAUAACCAAUUUAGUGUAAAGCUAGGUCACUGUAAAUUGCAUGAUCUAAAGAGACACACUGAAAAAGCUUUCAGAAAUACUGAUGGACAAUUCUGAAUUUUAAGCCUUGCUUUUUGCAAAGAAAAGAAAGUCUGACUCAUACCAACACAACAAAGUAGCAGGUAGAUUUUCCUGACAGCCUCACGAUCACAUGUAACAUGUUCUAUUUAACCAUAUAAUGCCCAUCUCUGUAUCACAUCUGAUACAAUGCUCAGCCACCCUUCCAUAUCAUUAUGUUUUAAAUCCAGCCUCACAAGCAGUACAGUGUGUGUUGUCGGGGGGGGGGGGGGUGAUUUGUUUUGUACAAGAAACAAAAUCUAGUUAAAUUAAGUAGCUUUUCUCAUUUCAGUAGUAAAUCUAUAGUAACAUGACUGUGCAGGUGAAUGACCAGAAGUAUAUUUAAUGUAUGCAGGCAUGUAUAUGGUCAGUUAAGUAAUUGUUAAUUUCUGUCCUGGAAAAAGUUUUUUUCUGAUUUCAUUAAAACAAAGUUCUAGCCAGUAUAAGUUAGAAUUGUGUCUAACAGCAAAGACAUCUCUUUUUCUUUUGAAUAUAAGGUAUUAAUUAUGAGCACGUUAACUCUACUAGUUUGUGUGGUUACAUCUUGUCACUGAAUUAUAUUUUGUAUCAGAAUGUUGUAAGGAGAAGAUUAGGCUUGUGUUGCUCUGUAUAGCCGUAUUCCUGUCAGCUCCACUGCCAACCAAAAUUUACAACUGAAAAACAUGUUUCAUUAUUGUUAACACAAGCUACAUUAUGAAGACAAUUAUAUCUGAACAAUGUAUUUUUAUUGUGGAUACAAGCAAAAGUACUAUAACUGUUAAGGAUGGGCAACCCUAGCCCUGGAGGGCUGGUGUCCCUCCUGGUUUUUGUUCCCACUGUAACCU